UUCUCUCUCUCCUUUUUUUUUUUAAAUAUAUAUAUUUAUACACCGACUCGGAAACUGUCACUCUCUACGUCUUCUCUCUCUCUCUUUCUCCCCUCAUCUUCCGCCUUCAACAAUGGUAGAUCUUCAGACUGUUUGUUGCAUGUGCGGCGACGUCGGCUUCUCCGACAAGCUCUUUCGCUGCAACAAAUGCCGCAACCGCUUCCAGCACUCGUAUUGUAGCAACUACUACAGCGAGUUUGCGGAGCCGAUCAGGCUGUGCGAUUGGUGCCAGAGCGAGGAAAGAAACACGAGACACGGGAGCUCUUCUAAGAAAUUGUCGGCAGGCAACGACGCCGGAAUUACAAAUAGAUCCGAGUAUUCUGGCGACAAAAUCAAGCAACACGAUCGGGAAGAGAGCGCCACCGAGAAGCAGGGAAAGAGUAGCGGAACGCCGUCUCCCCGGCCAACAACUCGCAGGUACAAGCUUCUCAAGGACGUGAUGUGCUAGGUAUUUAAUUACCGGUAAUUAGAAAAAAAAAAAAAAAAACUCCUUUUCGUGUGUUUAUAUAUUUAGAACUUAAUUAGUCAGAUGUUCUUGAUGAUGUGUUUUUGCUUUUGAGUUUGAUCAUAUGGUUUUCAGUAAGUUGUUGAUAAAAUAAUACUCUAGUUUGAUAUGGGGAGAGGAGAGUGAACAAGUCGAGGGUUUGUGUGUGGGCUGGGAUAGCAGGGUUCUUGGGAGGGGAGAUGCAGGUAGAUAGCUUGUUCAUUCGGUUUGUUUGUUGAGUCACUUGGGGGAGAAUUGAAUGCAGGACUUAAUGGGUUGUCUUUUGGCUAAAGAAUUCAUCAUAGUACCUAAAGCUGCAAAUUUUUACUGCACAUUCAUUGAAGGCCUUUAAUAGCUAGGCCCUCCAGCUCCACUAUUAUUUCCUGAGGCCAUUCAUUCAAGCACUCAAUAUUUCUUCCCUACACAUACUUGUGUUUGUACUAGCUAGGGUGUUGACUGACCCGUUGUUGUAUGUAUAUAUCUCCCAAGUACAGAAGCUGAUAAGUCACAUGGUCUGCUGCUCUCCUUAUCCCACUUGCAAGAAAACUCCUUAAUUAAUGUAAUCUUUGUUCACUAACAAGCAUGUGACUGUUACUUAAUCAUAUCUUCAAUUAGUAGUGUAUGUGUAUUUGAUGUGUGCCGGUGUAUAAAGCUUAAUCGAUAUU
Messenger RNA from Rubroshorea leprosula, 1188 nucleotides. The record is from the annotation of a GenBank genome assembly. Lineage: Eukaryota; Viridiplantae; Streptophyta; Magnoliopsida; Malvales; Dipterocarpaceae.